This is a messenger RNA of Mercenaria mercenaria, 692 nucleotides long. Its product is annotated as GTPase IMAP family member 4-like. The record is from RefSeq and is a predicted model, not a curated record. The coding region runs from base 63 to 692 and encodes 209 amino acids. NCBI's taxonomy places the organism in Eukaryota, Metazoa, Mollusca, Bivalvia, Venerida, Veneridae. The transcript is spliced from 3 exons. Gene Ontology annotation, molecular function: GTP binding.
GGGGAGAACCCAUUCCUUUAUAUCAACACAUCUAUUUUGUCUGUUUCAGUUUCAGUUUGACAAUGGCAUAUUUCAACGACUCAAAAUCAUCAGAUGAAGAAUUGAGAAUAUUACUGGUUGGGAAAACAGGAGUUGGUAAAAGUUCAACGGGUAAUACAUUACUUGGCAAACAAGUAUUCGAAACUGCUAAAUCGUUGACCUCUGUUACUAGGGAAACGCAGUAUGGAGAAGCUGUCCGAUUUGGUCGCCGAUUAACUGUAGUUGACACUCCAGGGUUUUACGAUACUGAACAGAGUAACACAGAAAUAGUACGUGAAAUUAUGAGAAUAUUUGGCUUUUUGAGUCCUGGAAUACAUAUCCUUAUGUAUAUAAUGGAUGUUGAAAGGUUUACAGAAGAGUGCAAUAAAAAAAGACUUGGUUCAGUUCAUUUUGUGUUACCAAGAAUUCCAAGAAACAUUUCACCAGGGGAGGAACAGAAAGCAGAGAGAAGUGGAAAGACCAAGAUGAAGCCAGUAUCCUUUAGACAAACACCAGUUUCUUAUCGCAACAAAGUCAUGGAAGCCGUUGAAGAAGACGUCACAAGUAUUGAUGCAUCUAGUCGUUCUGAUGACCCUCACAAUUUACGAGAAGAGAAGGUAGAUAACGAAGAGCGCCUGUCCUAUCUAGCAGAUGCGUCCUUUAGGGAAACAUAA